Dibothriocephalus latus is the source of this 330-nucleotide messenger RNA. Lineage: Eukaryota; Metazoa; Platyhelminthes; Cestoda; Diphyllobothriidea; Diphyllobothriidae. The record is from the annotation of a GenBank genome assembly.
AUGAUGCGACCAAGCCUUCAACGUGUUCCUGCCAGCUCCGCAGCUGCUCGGCUCGGUUGCCGUGCCUACGCUCUCCUCUUCGACGACAUCGACACUCGCCUGUGUCCAGCGGAUCAGGAGAUCUUUGGUUCCCCUGGGCGGGCCCAGGUUGCGCUUACCAACGAGAUCUACCAAGCUCUCGGCUGUCCAGAAACCUUCCUAUUCUGUCCCACAGAGUACUGCGCCAGUCGGGCUGUACCGAAUGUCGCCAAGUCUACCUACCUCGCCACCUUAGGCACAGAUUUGACUCAAGGUCGGUCUAUUUUAUCCCCCCAUCGCUUACUAAUUUAA